Molecule: messenger RNA, 5907 nt
Organism: Closterium sp. NIES-65
Lineage: Eukaryota; Viridiplantae; Streptophyta; Zygnematophyceae; Desmidiales; Closteriaceae
Source: the annotation of a GenBank genome assembly
AUGGCUACCCCCAGUGUCCUCACCUUCGACGCUGAGGGCAGAGCCAUCGACUUUGACGUGUGGGUAGACGACCUGCUGCUUUUCCUACAGUGCGACAGAGCUGACAGCCUCUCUCUCUUUGACCUCACUUCUGGUGCCUCUCCCGCCCCUGCUGCUACUGAGGAUGCCACUGUUCGCUCACAGUGGGCCACACGCGAUGCUGCUGCACGUCUUGCUGUGCGUCGCCACCUCCCUCCCUCUGAGCGUGCACACUUUGGGUCGUACAAGAGUGCUCAGACCUUGUACGACGCCGUUAUUGCACGCUACUCCACCCCUGCCACUGCUGCACUGAGCCGCCUCAUGCUACCGUACCUCUUUCCCGACCUUGCUUCUUUUGCCACAUACUUCACUCUCUACUACAUUCUCACCCGCCUCCCUGACUCCGACGACUUACUCUCAGUCUGCCCCACCACUCUCACUGUUGACCUCCUCGAGAAGUCCCUCCUAGCAGCUGAGAAGAGCAUUCUCGCUGUAGGGGCCUCUCGUGGUGACCCGCGCACCCCCAUCUUUGAGGGGUGUUCCCCCUCCCCCCUCCUGCCCUCUGUCGCCUCUGCUGCUACGGCCGACCUAGUUGGUUUUGAGUCGGUCGGUGCGGCGUCUGCCCCCAGUGGGAGACGUCGCUCUAGCAAGGGCAAAGGGGGCAGGAGCGGUGGUGGAGGCGGCGGGGGCGGUGGGAGCGGCGGUGGAGGCAGCGGAGGAGGUGGGGGUGGUAGCGGGAGUGGUGUCGGGAGUGGAGGUGUCAGCGGCGGCAGUGGAGGCGGGGGUGGCAGCGGCGGUGGUGGUGGGAGUGGAGGCGGAGGCGGCGGUGGCGGCAGCGACGGUGGGAGUGGCGGUGGCAGCGGAGGUGGUGGCGGCGGCGGCGGAGGAGGCGGCGGAGGAGGUCGUGGCUCGUCGCAGAGGAGUGGCUCCGGUGGCGGUCAGCGCCAACAGCAGCGGCAGCAGCGUGGUCAGGAGACCCUCUCCCCGCAGCAGCUCCGUGAGUGGUACGCUGCACGUCAGAGGGGUGGGGGUACUGGUCCGUGCACCUACGUCUUGCGCACGGGCGACCGUGCGGGUGAGCCGUGUGGUGGUCCACACCCCGCCCAGCGCUGCUUCGGCCGCCUGACUGACGCUUGGCGCCGCCAGUUUCCUGACGCCUCUGAGAUCCCUCGCUGGGACCAGCUGUCUAGGGUAGGGGUAGCUAUCUUUGAUCUUGACUUUGAUGCUAUUCUUGCUGCCAUGUAUGCUGUGACUAUUAGUGAGGAGGGUGACUGUUACCGGUGUUUCCCGCCCGACCCGGGCAUUGGUACUGCGGCUCUAGGUGCUGUCGAGGCUGCUGCUCCAGGUGCUGGUGAGGCUGUCGCUCUAGGUGCCAGUGAGUCUGUGUCCUCAGGUGCUGGUGAGUCUGCUCUCUCAGGUACUGCGUCGGCUCCGCCCUCUCUCACCUUCACUCUUGACUCAGGGGCGUCUCGCUCCUUCUUUCGAGACCGCACCACACUCACGCCGCUUAGUCGGCCAGUGGCGGUCUCCCUGGCGGACCCCUCUGGGGGUCCUAUUCUGGCUCGCUACUCCACUGUCCUGCCGUGCCCUGCGGUCCCGUCUGGCGCCCUGUCCGGUCUCUACCUCCCCUCGUUCUCUACGAACUUGGUGGCGGGUGCUGACCUACAGGAUGCAGGGGUCGACCAGUUCACCCCUGCACGCCGACGGGACACCCACUGCACGGACGCGGACACGGGUCGACACUUGACCACGUUCACACGUGGGCCGGGGUCGAGCCUGUACACACUCACUGUUCCGUCUCCUCCUCCUGCGUCUGGUCAGGUAGCUGCGUCGGGUCAGGUGUUUGCUGCAGCGUCCAGGUCUGGUCCUGAGUCUGCCCCCUGCUCGUGUCGCCUCCUGUCCCACGAGACCCUCCUGUGGCACCACAGGAUGGGUCACCCCUCCCUGCCUCGUCUCCGGGGCAUGGCCUCUCGCCUUCUUGUCUCUGGCCUUCCCCGGUCCCUCCCUCCCCUUCCUCCGGGGCCUGGCCCUCCCUGUGUCCCCUGUGUCGAGGGUCGACUGCGGGCUACCCCUCACUCCUCCCCGUUUCCUCCGACAGAGGCCCCGAUGCAGACGCUUCACAUGGACGUGUGGGGCCCAGCCCGCGUCCGUGGACAGGGUCACGAGCGCUACUUCCCGCUGGUGGUUGACGACUACUCGCGUUACACCACAGUCUUCCCCUUGCGCAGCAAGGGUGAGGUCACUGAGGUGUUGAUCGACUGGAUCCGCGCAGCUCGUCUCCAGCUCAGGCGGAGCUUCGGCUCGGACUUUCCUGUUUUGCGUCUGCACUCGGACAGAGGCGGAGAGUUCUCCUCCAGCCUUCUGCGAGCCUACUGUCAGGCACGAGGCAUCCGCCAGACCUUCACGCUUCCGGACUCUCCACAGCAAAAUGGGAUUGCUGAGCGCCGCAUCGGCAUUGUCAUGGACGUCGCCCGUACGUCCAUGGUGCAUGCGGCUGCCCCCCAUUUUCUGUGGCCGUUUGCGGUUCGGUACGCCGCGCAUCAGAUCAACCUUCAGCCCAGGGUGUCCAGACCGGAGACCUCCCCAGCUUUACUGUGGACGGGGAAGGUUGGCGAUGCGUCGGCGUUCCGUGUCUGGGGAUCUCGGGCGUUUGUCCGCGACUUGUCUGCGGACAAGCUGUCCCCUCGUGCUGCUCCUUGCGUCUUCCUGGGUUUCCCCCCUGACGCACCUGGGUGGCAGUUUUACCACCCCACCUCUCGUCGUUUUCUGUCCUCCCAGGACGUCACGUUCGACGAGUCGGUUCCCUUCUACCGGCUCUUCCCCUACCGCACUCCGUCCCUCCCCCCCCCGCCCCUCUUCCUGGUCCCAGGUCCCCCCCCGGUAGACCCCCUCCCCCCUCAGGGUCCUGCCCCUUCAGGUGUGUCUCAGGUAGACGCGGUCGAGCCUGUCGAGGUCACUGGUGACUCUUGUGCUGCUGCGGGUGCGGAGCCUCGGGGUGCUGAGACUGGGGGUGCGAAGACUGGGGGUGCUGAGCCUGGGGGUGCUGAGACUGGGGGUGCUGAGCCUGGGGGUACUGAGCUUGGGGGUGCUGCGACUGGGGGUGCUGAGCCUGGGGGUGCUGAGACUGGGGGCACUGAGCCUGGGGGUGCUGAGCCUGGGGGUGCUGUGCCUGGGGGUGCUGAGCCUGGGGGUUCUGCGUCUGGGAGUGCUGCGCCUGCUGCUUCUGUUCCUGGUGGUUCUCCAGACCGUUCUUCGCGCCGCGAGCCGCUCUCUCCUCUAGAGCUACGUGAGUGGUUUGCCCGGCGCUGGAGGCGAGCUGCUGGAGCCGGGGGUACUGCGGGUGCUGGAGGUUCCGUUGCUGCCGAGGGAGCUGGUACCACGGGUCCUGGAGGUGCUCGUACUGAGGGUACUGGAGCUGCCGGGCCCGGGGGUGCCUCUGGAGCUGGAGCUGCUGCGGGUGCUGGCGCUGAGGCUACGACUGUCGGUCCUACUGCGGGUACUUCUGCAGCUGCUGGUGGUGCUGGAGUUGGAGCUGCUACUGGUGCUGGUGCUGCCUCUGGAGGUGUUGGUCCUGUCCCUGCUGUCUCUGGCGGUGCUGCGCGGCCUCGGCCGUACUUCGUUUCGCUCCUUCAGCAGGUUCUUGGUCUCCCGCCUUCCACUGGUCCUUCUCCUCCCGUAGAGUGUCCGCAGCCUAUCCCGUCACGGUCACAGUUACAGCCCGCCUCUCCUCUGCCUUCUCCUUCUCCCUACGCUGGUCCUACUGGAGGUCUUGCUGAGCGUCGUGAGCCUGCGUCCCGCCCUGUGUCGCCAGUCCGAGCUGCUUGCACUAGUGGUCGCGCUUCGCGUCAGCGUCCUCCUCCUGUCCCUGGCACGCACCAGAUGUCUCUGCGUCCGUCCACUGCUCCUCUGCGUGCCCCUUUGCCUUCUCCUCCUCAGUCUUCUCUUCCUACUCUUGCCGACCCGGAGUCGGACUCUCACCGUGCUGCCAGUCCUACUGUCACGCGUCUUCUUGCUACUCUUGUCACGGACCCUUCCUUUGAGUCCGCUGCUGCGUCUGCCCUAGUUGCUGAGCUGGUCGACUUUGCUGCUGCGUGUCGUCUGGACUACGCUGCCAGUCUUGUUGCUAAGUCUGCUGAGUCUGCGUCUGCUGCGCCUGCGUCUGCCUGUCCUCCGUCCGUCGGGGGUGACUGUGCUCUUGGCACGGACGUCCUUGAGGACAGGCAGGAGGAGUUCCAGUGCUUUGCCGUCGCUUUGCCCCAUCUCGUGUCCAUGCUUGUUGCCUCUGAGGGAGACCCGGAUGCUCUAGACAUCCCGACCCCACGCUCUUACGCAGAGGCGAUGGCCGGUCCCUACUCCUCUCAGUGGCAGUCAGCCAUGGACGCAGAGAUGGCUUCCUGGAAGUCCACAGGCACCUACGUUGACGUUGUUCCCCCUCCUGGGGCGAACAUUGUCAGUGGCAUGUGGAUCUUCAGGGUGAAGCGGCCGCCGGGUUCUCCGCCUGUCUUCAAGGCGCGCUACGUGGCUCGUGGCUUCAGUCAGCGACAGGGAGUUGACUUCUUUCAGACCUUCUCCCCGACCCCGAAGAUGACCACUCUUCGGGUUCUGCUACACGUCGCUGCUCAGCGUGACUACGAGCUACACUCUCUUGACUUCAGGACUGCUUUCCUGCAGGGCCGCCUGCACGAGGAGAUCUGGCUGCGCCGCCCUCCUGGCUUCACUGGGUCGUUCCCUCCUGGUACCCAGUGGAGCCUCCGGCGGCUAGUCUACGGUCUCCGCCAGGCGCCGCAUGAGUGGCACGACACACUGAGGACUACACUUGCGGCUCUUGGGUUUGCUCCUUCUACUGCUGACCCGUCGCUGUUUCUGCGCACCGACACCUCGCUGCCGCCGCUCUACAUCCUCGUGUACGUCGACGACUUGGUCUUUGCCACUGCGGACACUGCCGCACUCGCCCACGUGAAUUCCGAGCUGCAGAAGAGACACACGUGCACAGACCUGGGUGAACUGACAAGCUAUCUUGGCUUGCGGAUCACCCGGGACAGAGCACGCCGCACCAUUACCCUGACCCAGUCACACAUGGUGCAGCAGGUCCUUCAGCGCUUCGGCUUCACGUACUCCUCGCCUCAGUCCACUCCUCUGCCUACGGGACACUCGCUCUCAGCUCUGCCUUCGGAUGAGUCCGUAGAGUCGAGUGGUCCGUAUCCAGAGCUUGUGGGCUGCCUCAUGUACCUGAUGACUUGCACUCGACCUGACCUCGCAUACCCUCUCAGCAUCUUAGCACGCUAUGUUGCUCCCGGCCGUCACCGGAAGGAGCACAUGGAUGCAGCUAAGAGGGUGUUGCGCUACUUGUGCAGUACGUCGGGCAUGGGGCUAAUGCUUGGAGGGCGUGAGCGGCCUGUGCUCACUGGGCACUCAGACGCUUCUUGGGCUGACGACCAGGCUACUCAGAGGUUGUCUCAGGGUUACACCUUCAGUCUUGGCUCUGGCUCUGUCUCUUGGCGCUCUACUCGCUCUUCUUCGGUUCUCAGCUCCAGCUGUGAGGCUGAGAUCUACGCCACGGCCAUGGCUGCCCAGGAGCUUCGCUGGCUCACCUACCUGCUGACUGACCUUGGAGAGCGGCCUCGUUCUCCUCCAGUGCUGUACGUCGACAACAAGGCAACCAUUGCCUUGUGUGAGGAGCACAGACUGGAGCACAGGACGAAGCACAUUGCUCUGCGCUACUUCCUUGCUCGAGAGCUGCAGCAGCGUGGUCAACUUCGCCUGCGUUUCGUGGCCACUGAGGCCAACACUGCUGAUGUGUUCACCAAGGCACUUCCGCCUCGUGACCAUCAGCGCUUUUGCACUCUGCUAGGCCUUGUGCCCACUGGGCCUCACUUGCUUACCUCUUGA